AUGAGGGCUGACCCUGGCUUCAUCGAUGGCAUCUUAGAGUGGACACAACAAGCUUAUCUCCUGACUCAUUCAGCCAUCCGACAUUGGGACUUUCCGGGUGUCAAAAGAUUUCGAGUUUGUGAUGUUGCGAUGCACAUCCGUGAUGCCCAUCGCUUUCGAUAUGACAUCUCUGGCGGCGGCUCCGGAUGCCGUUACUGGGUGCGGGUGAUCGUAUCCAACAUGACCAAGAAGGGCCGGAUCGCAUCGACCUCGGCCAACAGUUUGUGGCCUGAUCUGCUCUAUCGUUACCACACAAUUCAAAACCGCAAACCGCCGUCGAUGGUGCAAGGCACAUUUCACUGA
Messenger RNA from Exophiala spinifera, 342 nucleotides. RefSeq lists its product as uncharacterized. The record is from RefSeq and is a predicted model, not a curated record. NCBI's taxonomy places the organism in Eukaryota, Fungi, Ascomycota, Eurotiomycetes, Chaetothyriales, Herpotrichiellaceae. Bases 1 to 342 code for a protein of 113 amino acids. The transcript is spliced from 2 exons.